Molecule: messenger RNA, 578 nt
Organism: Cydia amplana
Lineage: Eukaryota; Metazoa; Arthropoda; Insecta; Lepidoptera; Tortricidae
Exons: 4
Coding region: 17-571 (184 amino acids)
Source: RefSeq, a predicted model, not a curated record
ACAUUCAGUUUGCAAAAUGUCGGCUCGUCGUGUUAUAUGGAGUAUAAUUUCCUGCUCUUUCCUCAUACUUGCCAUCAGAGGGCAGGGAAUGAUAGGCACAGGAAAGUGGACCAUGGUGGUAGCUCAGAAUUGUUCUAGAGACGCGGAGAUGCCACACAAGAUGUAUAUGCACAAGCACAAGCUGAACCGCACACAUGUCUCCUUCGACCUCGGCGCGACCAUUCCAGAAGUCAUCGACAACUCUAUCGCUGUUCGCGUAGAUAUAAAAAGGAAAGUGGACGGAGCAUGGAAACAGUACAUGAUUUGGGCCGAUGACUGCCUGCCAUGUGCCUGCAAACAAUUUGCAGGAAAAAACAUGAAGCGGGGCUUUGAAGCCGCUGGGAUAGAUCCGCCAGACUUCCCCAUCCCUAAAGGACGAUAUGACGUCCAUCAGUUCAUCGUGGAUUCGAACGGGCUUCCCAAAUACGGCAUGUACGGAGAGUGGCUUGCGGACGCCUACGUAGUGAAGGACGGAAAGGACAUGGCUUGCCAGCAGGUAGUGAUGACGUACGAGAAGACGGAUUUCUAUUAAAUUACAA